GCCGCCCGGACGGGACGGAGAGGCAGGUCUCUCUGCUCAAGUGCUCGGGCCCCAAGCUUUGUGGCUUUGGGACAAGUCGCCCAGGCUUUACAAAGUGGGGUAUUAGCAGCCGCUGGCUCAUGGAGUGGGGAGCAUCCCAGCGAUGUAAAGCGUGGUAGCAACAGCUGUCUGGCACACGGCGCUUGAUGCGAGACCUCUGCUACUGUUGGGUUGAAAUUCUGGGGCCUGGAGGUGGAGUGGGAAGAGGUGGAUAGGGAGGGAGUGGGCGAGUAGAUGUCUGAGGGGAAGGGCCGCCCGGAUCCCCUCUCCCACCCCAUUGCAGGCGGACUUUUUGUCGUGCCCGGCCUUCCAUGAAUGCAGACCCGACUGACUCUGCAGCCUUGGCGGUCUAAACGGGCCGGGAGAGCCCAGGGCGAGGGCGGGAAGUCGAGGCUGUCUUGUCUCGGGGCUUCUCUGAGGUCGUGGGCUCCACCAGCGCCUUCAGCCUGCCUGCGUUUGUUUGAGGCUGUUUGGUUCCUUUUUCCUCUCCUUCAUUCAUUCCUGGAUUUGUUCCUUCCGUUUUUGUUUUUUUUUUAAUUUUUAAAAUUUAUUUAUUCAUUUGUUUAAUUUUUGGCUGCGUUGGGUCUUCGUUGCUGCGCGCGGGUUUUUCUCUAGUUGCGGCGAGCGGGGGCUGCUCUUCGUUGCGGUGCGUGGGCUUCUCAUUGCGGUGGCUUCUCUUGUUGCGGAGCACGGGCUCAAGGCGCGCGGGCUUCAGUAGUUGUGGCUCACGGGCUCUAGAGCACGGACUCAGUACUUGUGGCCCACGGGCUUAGUUGCUCCAUGGCAUGUGGGAUCUUCCCGGACCAGGGCUCGAACCCGUGUCCCCUGCGUUGGCAGGCGGACCCUUAACCACUGCGCCACCAGGGAAGCCCUGUUCCUUCAGUUUUUAUGUACUGAUUGUUACCACGUAGUAAGUACCAAGGCACUGGGGAAAAAGUCUCUUCCCCAUGGGGGCUCUUAGAGCAGUUUGGAAUUAAAUAGCUUUACUUUGAAAUAUCUAAUCACACAUUGCAAUGCGUGAUCUGGAGGAGGGAUGCAGGGGUUGUGGGAUAGGAUUGGGAGAACUGGGAGAGGCUUCCUGGCUGAAAAUCUGAAGGAUGAGGAGGAUUUUGUAGGUGGGUAGGAAGGGCAAUGGUGUUCCUUUUAAGCGGAGAGAUAGCGUGAAAGGGUCUUGCAGUGAAAAGACGCAUUCCCGCCACUGUCCUCUCCUGCUACGGAAGAGGAUGACAGCAAUAGCCAGAUGCCAGGAACUCAGAAAUGAAUCAGAUACAGUUCCUGCCCCUGGAGAGCAGUCUCGAAGAAGAAAUAAGGCUGUACCUAUAAACCACAGUUAGAAAGAGGCUGACACAUGCCCUAAGAAACACACAUUCAUUCAGUUGGCAAGUAUUUACUGGCAUUUACUGUGUGGUGGGCACUUUGCCAGGUGCCGAGGGUACAUGGAUGUUACAAACUGAAUGGAUACAAUGCAGCUGCAGUUCCGAGGGGAAAAGGUUUUGCUUACUGAGACUCUAAGGCUGAUGUUUGCUUGUGGAUGCAUGGGAGAGUAGUGGUUCAGAACUUGGAUUUUGAAUCAGGGCAGGGAUCAGGCUGUUGGCUCGGGCAAGUUGCUCUUUCCCGAGCCUCAGUUUCCUGAACUCCAUAAUCGGGGCAGAAGAAUAAAACCCGUAGUGCCGUGUCUGGCAGAUGCUGGCGCUCAGUAAGUGAGCACUGCUCUUAUCUGUGCAGGUAAUAAAAAAGAGGGAUGAUAUGGCUGUUUAUUCUUCAGGAGCACUUUGUAUUUACCAAAGCCCUUUGCCAUAAGUUUAUUAUUAUUCAACACACAGUCAGUUCCUUUUUUUGAAAGGUACUGUACUUGACAGUGGGAAGGCAGGCAGAUAAGACUCGUCUCUGGCUUUGGGGAACUUGAGUUUGUCUUGGGAGCGUAGCGUAGAGUGUGAGGUGUGUAGUCUAUGAACGUGUAAUUAUAAUGUAACACAUAAGAGCAUGCUGGUAGCGGACCCCUCGCCACCUGUCUGACUUCGGCCCGUCACUCACCUCCUAGUUCGUUCCAUGGCUGCCCAGUUGUUUCUCACGCACUUCCUGCCCCAGAACUUCUGCACUUGCUGUACCCUCUUCCCAGCGGCCUUGUCAUUAGCUCAGGGUAUGCCGAGCGCCACCUUCUUACCGAUGCUAAGACCACACCCCUCGGCCACCGCCAUCCCCUCCCUCCUGGCUGAAAUUGUACUCCUCUUAGGGCACUCUUCACCCUCCAGGAACCUCGGAAGUGGCUGUCAGGUUCAGGUCUCUGAGGAAGGCCAGGGUGGUUCCUGUUUUCCAGGAUGGACUUCCCCAGCUCCCUCCCGCCCUCGUUGUUUACGACUGGCCCCCUUGGUCUGAGUGAUGUCCCUGAUGUGUCCUUCAUGUGCAGCUGGAGAGACGCGCUGACCCUGCCGGAGUCCCUGCCCCAAGGUUCUGAGAACGCGGCGCCCCACGUGGCCAAGGGCCUGCUCUGGGAGCCGGACACCCCUGGGCCGCUGCCCUUGCUGCCUCCUGGUCCCGAUCCCUGGGACCCCGGCGUGACUGCCCAGGAGCUGCUUUUCCGGGGAGGUUACCAGUUCCGUAGACAGCCCCGAGCCGUGCUGGACGUUACUGAGCAGGUAAGCGGCCCCACCGUGGACAGUGCCACGUGGCCGGGGCUGUGCCUAGUGACCUGGCCUCCUUUCCUCCUGCAGCUCAGCCGGUUCUUGUGGGACCAUGGGGACAUAGCCUUUGCACCACUGGGGAAGCUGAUGCUGGAGAAUUUCAAACUGGAGGGAGCACGGAGCCGCUCGAAGAAGAAGACAGUGGUCAGCGUGAAGAGGCUACUCCAGGACCUCGGUGGACACCAGCCCUGGGGCUGUCCCUGGGCUUACCUCAGCCAACGCCAGCGCCGGUUCUCCAUCCUUGGGGGCCCGAUCCUCAGCACGUCGGUGGCGAGCCUCCUGGGGGAGCUGCUACAUGAGGAGCUGGCCCUGCGGUGGGAGCAGCUGCUCCUGGACGAGGCCUUCACCGGGGGCGCGCUGGCCUGGGUGCCCGGCAGGACGCCCAGGGCUGGGCAGCUGGUCUACCCUGCAGGAGGCGCCCUGGACAGGCUGUACUUCCAGAAGGUCAUCCUGACCCCAGGCGGCGAGCCCCGGGCUCUCGGAGGCCCUGGCCAUAUCCGGCUCCGGGGACCUGUCCGGCAGGUGGUGACCCGCACCGUGCAGGGAGAAGCUCUGCUGGCUGUCCGCUCUGACUACCACUGCGCCCUCUGGAAGCCCCCACCUGCCUGGAGAGCUGGCCAUCUGCAGCCGUUCCGGAGCCAUCUGUCUGUGGACUCCCCAGGACGGGUAACGCCCCUUCCCCAUAAAAACCCUCCACCCCAACCAACGGCUCCCGCAGAACCCGGCCCAUGUCCCGGACCCCAGGCCAGGUCACCCCAGCCUCCCCCCGUCAGCCGGUCUCCCCACCAUGGCUGGCCUGUCUCCCCAAGGCUGCAGCAAAUCUACAAGGACCCCGAGACCCUUGUGUUCCGGGACCCCUGUCCCUGGCGCUGGGCAGACUUUACCGCCCACCCUCGAGUGCUGACUGUGGGUGAUCGCACCGGAGUGAAGAUGGUGGACACUCAGGGCCCGCCGGGCUGUGGUCUGCUGCUUUUCCGUGGAGGGGCAGAAGCAUCGUGCCAGAAAGGGGAACGGGUCCUGCUCACCCAGUACCUGGGGGACUGCGGCCCCGAGUGUCUGCACCCCACGCUCCACCUCAUCUGCACCCAGUUCUCGCUCUACCUGCUGGAUGAGCGCCUCCCCUUGGUGCCCCUGCUGAAGUGGGACCACGGCCUCCCCUCCGCACCCCUGCUGGCCCGGCUGCUGCCCCCGCCCCGCACAGGCCUCCCGCGGCCGCUGCUCCUGGCGGGCCAGGGCGGGGAGCUGCAGGUGCUGCACAUAGCAGGAGAGGGGGCCUCCGCGCCCCGGCUGGCGGGGCCCCCCCAGUCUCUCCCUUCCAGGAGCGACUCCCUCUCUGCCUUCCCCCUGCUGGAGCCCAAGAGUCAGUGGCGGCUGCGGGAACGUCUGACAGCACCAGCCAUAGGUCUGGCCGCCGCCAUUCCACCCGCCGCUGCCACACCGGUGCUGUCGCUCUUCCAACUUUCGGCGGCUGGAGACGUCUUCCACCAGCGCCUCCGCCUCCAGGCAGACCCCGGGCCUGACUCUCCUGCCCCCACGGCUUCCUGGACCCCCCAGGCCUCUGCCUCCUGCAGCCAGUGGCUGAAGGCCCUGCUGGAGGUGCCCCCGGCUCCCCCCGUGUGGGCUGCACCUACCUUCUCCCACCGCCGCCUGCUGGGCUGCUUUGAGCCUCAGAAGGCAGAGGGCAAAGCGCCAGAGGGUCUCCGCACGGCCAUGGCCAAAGGGCGUGUCCUGCAGCCGAGGGACCUGGGCUUGCUCCCCACGGAAGAGCGGGCCCCCGCCCCCGAGCCAGGCCCCGAGGACGAGCUCAGCGAGCGCUUGGAGGCAGCCUGGGAGGGCCGGGCGGCGGCCUGGUGGGAGAGGCGGCGGGGCAGCAGCUUGGGGCCCGGCAAACAGCCCAAGCGGCACAAGCGCCGGACUCAACUGUCCAGCACCUUCUCCUCACUCAGCGGCCGCUUAGACCUCUCAGACGCUGCCAGCCCCCCUCCCAGCCCAGAGCGGACACUCCCCGAGGCCAGGCCUCAGCCCCCAGUGACCCCGCCCUCCCAGGAGUCCACCCAGGAGCCGUGGGCCCGGGGCGUCCCCUCGGAGCGGCAGCAGACCCUCCGGGACUACAUGGCUGGGCUGCCGCUCCGAGGGGCCGCCCCGGGGGGGGCCUCCGUGCCUUCCUCCCAGACCUCCAGCGUCCGGGCCGCCCCUUCCCGGCAGCGGGCGGCCGUCCACUCCGGCUCUCAGCCACACGGGAAGAAGCCCCGCAUGGGCUUCUGAGGCCCGGGGAAGCUGCCCCCCACCUCCAGGGAGCCCUUUGUCCCGGAUAAGCUGUGCCUUUUGUGGCUGAAACGGGAAAUAAAGAGAACAGUCGCCAGGGUGCAGACCUUCCUGCUUUCCGAAGGCCUUCGUGACUGCGGGAGACAUUCAGAAGCGAUUUGAAUCCUCGUUGGAGGAAGGAGGACGACAAGGUAGUCGUUUCUCCUGUAGCUCGUUCUCCCAGGGGCACGUUGAGAAGUCCUGGGGGCCCCGUCCUGAAGGUCAGUGUCACCGGGAUCCCCUCCAGCCGACAGUGUUGUGCUGGAAAGCAGGGGCUCCAGGCGGCCGAGGGCUCCGCCACGCACGGGUCCCCGGGACGCGGCGGGUGACGGUGAAGUGAGCUGCUCAGCCUGCGGGCGCUCCGCUGCUGGGCGUUGGCAGCUAGCUGCUGGUGGUUAGGUGUGUGUGUGUUAAGCGGUUUCUAGCGCCAUCUGACAUUUUGUAGAGGGAGGCACUUUGGACCCACGUUUAGGGGUUGAAUAAACCUGUCAGCUGAGCCUGGUUUUGAACGAUCAAGUUUCUCAGGCCGGGCUGCGUCCCCUUACUUGGCUUUC
Molecule: messenger RNA, 5578 nt
Organism: Physeter macrocephalus (sperm whale)
Lineage: Eukaryota; Metazoa; Chordata; Mammalia; Artiodactyla; Physeteridae
Gene: TAF1C
Product: TATA-box binding protein associated factor, RNA polymerase I subunit C
Exons: 13
Coding region: 2358-4985 (875 amino acids)
Biological process (GO): transcription by RNA polymerase I
Cellular component (GO): fibrillar center
Molecular function (GO): protein binding; RNA polymerase I core promoter sequence-specific DNA binding
Source: RefSeq, a predicted model, not a curated record